AUGACAGAAGAGAUCGAGCAAAUUUACGAGGCCCGAAGAGACGCAGCUACCAAUCCACUGGAUCACGUGUUCGAAUUAUGCAGCUACUCGUGGUCUCUGCUUCCCGGCCAGACAUAUAAAUGCAAAAUAUAUUAUCGGCCGUUUGUGCCGUUUGCGGUAAACGUAGAUUAUUUUACGCUCAUGGACUCGGCUGGCGAACACGUGGAGAUCCAAGUCCGUGGAACGUGCAUCGGACCUGUGGUUUCUUCGUCCAUCACGCGAUUGGCCAUGGUGUGCUCGGGCGAGACUCGCGAGGCGAAGAAACGGAUCAGGCUCGUCAAUGAUUCGAAAGCCACAGCGAUAUUCGCAUUCGACGUCGACCUGCUCCAGAGGCCAUUCGAAGCGAAUCCCCGGCACGGACACAUCGGGCCCCGUUCCUACAAAUGCAUAACGAUUAGCUUCGCGCCGCGGGAAGACGGGAUCUACGCAUGCCACUUUCCGUGCUUAAUCCUGAAUCACAAACCGAUUAUCAUAGAGUUAUACGGCUACUGCAGCACGGCGUUACGUAAAACGAAUAUGCGGAAACGCUUUAAUUAUCCUGCGAGAUUAAAAAGCGGAUUUGAAGGAUACACGAGCGAUACUAUCGUGCAAACUCUACCUACGAUCUCAUCAUCGAAGAACUGCAUUGACUUCGGUCAGGCUGACGCACAGACGGAAAACACUACGCGAAGAAUUCCGGAGACUCUGUGUCUCACUAAUCAUAGCCAGUCUGACGUAUUAAUUAAAUGGGACCAAGACACUGAAGGAAUUUUCAACGUAACACCCGCCACCGCGAAAAUACCGACGAGCCAGACGGCUCUAUUUGAAGUCACGUUUAGUCCCGAUCGAGGAAGCAAUUUGUUCGCCAGAGAUCUCAUUGGAGAUGUUUUUACUGAGCGGCAAAAAGACUCUAACAAAGAGAUUCUGACGUUCCCUGCGAUUACGUCUGUACGGCUAAUCGGUCAUUCGUUUCCCGUUUGCUCAGAUGGUUGGAUUCCCCAGUAUGAGAUACCUCACGUAGUCAAGAUGCCUCCUUGUGUACCAUCCUUGCCAAUAUACACCACGUUUCUGAUAAGAAAAUACGGACAUCUACCAUUGAUGUAUCGCUUUGUACCGCCGCCGUCGAGCCACUUUAUCGUGAAGCCAAUAAUGGGCAUAAUUUAUCUAGAUUAUCAAAUCAUUGUAGUCGGGAUGUUACCCGAAACUGACGAUGAACGCGUUUAUAUGGAACGUUGGGCGAUACGUUUCAAUGGAAAUACGAAAUCGGAAUGCUUCAUAGAUUUUCAAGGAUUUACAGAACAUGCAAAUGUUACUUUUAGCGACCAAAAUAUUGUGAAUUUUGCGUCGACGUUUCCAGGUUGCCAGAGCUCACAGCAGUUCUGUAUGCGAAAUGUUACUCGACAUACGAUGAAGUAUGAAUUUAUUAACGAGGUGCCUGAACUUCAGAUACAAAAUAAGAAUGGCAUAAUUUACUCCAACGAUAUCGUUGUUCACGAAUGGUUAUUUUGUCCUACGAUACUUGGAGAUUACGAGUUUGACAUAAGCUGUGUUUUAAUUGUACUGAAAAACAACAAUCCCGUUGGCUCUAACAUUUAUGUAACAUUACAUGUAACAGGAAGAUGCGAAUCCGGUUUUCUUGUGUCAGCCCCGGAUAAAUUAGAUUUUGGAAUUCAGGCGUACAAAGAUACAAAAGAAUUGAGUUUUCACGUAUUUAACUUGAGUCCUGUGAAUAUCUAUUACAAAAUGAUAUGUAGCCAUUGUGACUUGCCAAUCGGAGACAUAGAGCAUGAUGUAAAAAUAUAUCCGGUCAUGGAUACUGUUCUUGCCGGACAAGAUAAGAUCAUUACUAUUGUUAUCACACCCACUACGCCAGGAUAUUACGAACUUUUUGUUCAAUAUUUUGUGAGAAUGAGUUCUUGUACAGACAUAUUGAUUCCGAAUCAGACACCAAGAAAUAUCUGCAAAUUGCAAUAUUUAUGUAUUUUGCCUACCUUAAAGAUAAUAAAUCUACAACAUUAUGGGCCUUAUCCAGACAUGAGCAAAAUUUUUCUUUGGAAAUUGAUGAAAAUAAAUAAACUCAAUAUGUUACUCAAAAAUUUACAACCAGAAACGUCGGAAACGUUAUAUAUUAAUAACUUUCCAGCAAUGAUUUUACAAAAAAGCCCGAUUAUUGUAAAAUUGCUUUUAAUAAAUACAACUGCAGUGACCAUUUCUUGGAAUAUCAAAAAAGUGCAGCUCUGUUCUUGCCAACCUGUUACAAAAACCCAAGGCCUUAAAUUUCAACGUGCAAAAUAUGAUUGUUUGCACAGAAAAGUAUGCUCUGUACAGCCGAAAACGAAAAGUCUUCAACCAAAAGAACAGAUCUGGAUAACGCUGGAGCUGCAUUACAUAUUGUUAGGAAAAACUGAGACAAUGUGGGACUUGGAUCUUGGAGAUAAUCGUCACAUCUUUCUUGUUAUAACAAUCGAAUGUUUGUCUGAUUCUGAUAAUAAGCUACGUCUUUUAAACGGCACGCAUUUUAAAUUUCAACAUGUUUACAUUGGAGAGAAAAAUCCCAUCUUUCAGGUUGUUCCUGUUCUUGUUCUUAUCUUUAAACAUACAACAUCCAGUAACGUUAUUAUUUUUUAGGAGAAAUUACGUUUGACUCUGGGUGAUGAUGAGGAAGAACUAACACUCGAGGGCGAAUCUUCCUUGACAUAUAAACCGAUAAUUGAAGAAUAUGUGCCAUGUAAAUGUAAUUUCGAAGACGAUGACGAAGAUAUUCCUGUAUACUUUAACACUGAUUGCAUAAAUAUUUCGCACAUAUCUACAUAUAGCUAUGUGGUUAAAAUGAUAAUGAUGUACAAUAACUUGGUGCAAGAUGUACUCGCCUAUAAGUGGAAAAAAUGUAAGGUAUCUAAAAUAAUUCAUGUGGAAAUUUAUCCGCGAAAAGGCUUGAUAAAUCCUAUGUCCAUUAAAAGCUUUCGUGUAACUGUAUAUACCAAAAAUUAUCCUUGUAUGAUUGACGUAAAUGUAUCGUGCGAGUUUAUUAAUGCCAAUCAAAGGCAGACUUAUCAGCGAAAUGUGUAUAUUAACGAAGGUUUAUCUCAAGAACUUGAAGGACAGUUUACUAUCACAGAAAAAGGCAUCAGUGUUCCAAAAUUACCAAUGAAAAGCUUGGAAAAACCACAACCUUUUUACAAAACUAUAACAAUUCGAUGUUCCGUAUAUAAUAUAGAAGACAAAUUUCUGAAAGUUAGUUUAAUGAAAGAAUUAACGAGUGCACCGCCAAAAGGAAUAUCUAUUGAGGAAAAUGAGAGAAUAAUGACAUUUACAAGAGAAGACAUCAGACGAUCUUCAUUUAUCAUAGAAGGUCUAUUAUGGGAAAUAGUUAACAGUAAAUUAUUGAAAGACAUAAUGCAGGACAUUUUGCAAAAAGAGUCGGGUUUAUUUUAUUCGCAAUUCAGAAUGAAUUUGUGCGAAAGAAAAAGAUUGAUGCAAAGAUCGUACAUUUCACCGCCGCGAGCGUUAAUCAAUCAUAUAUUUGAAGAAUUGUUAUUCAUCAUAAUGCAUGAAGAAUUCGCUUUGCAGACUGCACAUUUAAUUCAGCGUGUAGAUAUCAGAUAUACAGAUUAUUUGUACAUGAUACCUAGUACGAGCAGAAAAAAGACAAUAAAAGGAGGUAUUAUUAUAUUAUAUUAUUAUAUUAUAUAUUGUAAAUAUAUUUUAUUUCUAAAAAAAUAUACGUUGAUAAUUUUGAUUUUUGCAAUUUCCAUUUUAGAAAUGGGACUACUACGUCCUACUUCAAGACUACUUCAAGACAAAUAUCCCUAUUUAGAAUCAGCGCCUUCAAAAGAAAUAUCAAGAAUAUCAAGAAUAUCUUUUGCGAUGUAAUGAUAACUGAAUAAUAAUAUGUAUACAAUUACACACAAUUGCGACUGCUAGCUGUUCGUUAUAUAAGGAUCCUUGAUUCU
Pogonomyrmex barbatus (red harvester ant) is the source of this 3971-nucleotide messenger RNA. RefSeq names its product cilia- and flagella-associated protein 65. Lineage: Eukaryota; Metazoa; Arthropoda; Insecta; Hymenoptera; Formicidae. The record is from RefSeq and is a predicted model, not a curated record.